AUGUCACCGUCAUCAUCAUCAUCACCCCUGCACUCGACAAUUCUCCCCCUCCUCCUCCCCUUCUCGAUAUCCCUCACCCUCUACCUCAGCAUCAGCUACCUCAUCCUCCCCUUCUGGCGCUCUCAACAACAAAACCUCCCCAUCGAUACAGUCUCCGAUCUCGCGCGACGGGCAAAAAACAACGUCAAGAUGGGAGUCUGGAAGAUAGCGAAAAGGUUUAGAAAGGAAGAGCAUUGGGAUGAGGAGGAGGGAGAGGAAGACGAAGAGUCAGGGAUGCUGAAUUAUGAGGAGGACAGGGGGAGGUUGUGGAGGGGGACUGUGGUUGCGCCUAGGGAGAGUGAGGAUGAUGGGCAUGGGAGAUGA
Molecule: messenger RNA, 363 nt
Organism: Aureobasidium namibiae CBS 147.97
Lineage: Eukaryota; Fungi; Ascomycota; Dothideomycetes; Dothideales; Saccotheciaceae
Exons: 2
Coding region: 1-363 (120 amino acids)
Source: RefSeq, a predicted model, not a curated record